Messenger RNA from Daucus carota subsp. sativus, 1773 nucleotides. RefSeq names its product probable serine/threonine-protein kinase PBL7. NCBI's taxonomy places the organism in Eukaryota, Viridiplantae, Streptophyta, Magnoliopsida, Apiales, Apiaceae. Gene Ontology annotation, biological process: protein phosphorylation. The record is from RefSeq and is a predicted model, not a curated record. The transcript has 5 exons. Gene Ontology annotation, molecular function: protein kinase activity; ATP binding. The coding region runs from base 258 to 1469 and encodes 403 amino acids.
ACUCGGGAAAUGAAUCGUAGUGUGUGCAUCUUUCUCUUUUAAAGCUAUCACUUUUUCAUCCUCCCUAUGUGAAUCCCAGUUCUUUCUCUUCUGGGUUUUGGCUGUUAGAAGAGAAAGAAUAUUUUUAUUAUUAUUCUAUUCUACACACACAACAACGUUCACACGCCAUCUUAAUUCUAUUAUUACAUAUACACAUACACAUUAGUGUCUGAAAAUUACUUGGGACGAGGAGGAGGAGGAGGAAGACAAAGAAAGGCAUGAAUUGUUUUCCAUGGGCCAAAGAUUCUGCCAAAAAAUCUAAGAACAAUAAGAUGAAAUACAAGUCCCUGGAUCAAGAUCAGCCUAAAUCACUAUUAGAUGCAUUGAAAGUUGCUCCGGUUAAGAAUGAUGCGAAAGAAGAUACACAGAAAGUUGCCCCAGCUAAGAUUGAUAUGAAAGAAGAUGCCAAGGAUGCUGAACAAUCUGCAGUUACUAAUGAUUUGGAGGUUGUUGAAGGGGUGGGUGGCGAUCAUAAAGAGAAGGGGAAGUCAAGGUCAUUCAAAUUAAGUGAAUUGAUUGAUGCCACUGAUGAUUUCAAUAUGGAAAAUUAUCUUGGCGAAGGUGGAUUUGGCAAAGUUUUUAAAGGAAAGUUAAAGGAUACUGGCGAGCUUGUAGCUAUCAAACAACUGGACUCUGAUGGCACGCAAGGUGUUAGGGAAUUCGUUAUUGAAAUGAUGACUUUAAGUUUAGUCGAUCAUCCGAAUCUUGUAAAACUAGUUGGAUAUUCUGUCGAGGGAGGCCAGAAGUUGUUGGUGUAUGAGUACAUGUCAUUGGGUUCUCUGGAGAAGUAUUUGUACGGCCAUAAACGUAAAACACUUGAUUGGAAUACUAGAAUGAAGAUUGCAGCUGGUGCAGCAAGAGGAUUAGAAUAUCUGCAUGAUAAGUUGAAUCCCCCGAUAAUAUACCGUGAUUUAAAAUCCUCUAACCUUCUGCUUGGGGAGGAUUUUCAUCCCAAGCUAUCGGAUUUCGGCUUAGCCAAAGUGGGACCUACCGGAACUAAUACCCAUGUGUCAACCAGAGUGAUGGGAACAGAAGGUUAUUGUGCACCAGAAUAUGCAAUGACUGGCCAGCUGACUUUUAAGUCGGACAUUUACAGCUUUGGGGUUUUUCUUUUGGAGAUCCUUACAGGAAGGAAAGCCAUAGAUUCCAAAAGACCCUCCAAGGAACAAAAUCUGGUUGAUUGGGCUCGUCCUCUUUUAAGAGACAGGAAGAACAUAUAUCAUAUGGUUGAUCCUGAACUCCGAGGCCAGUAUCCACCAAAACAGUUAUAUAAAGCUUUUGCAACUGCCCUAAUCUGUGUCCAGGAGCAACCUUCCACCCGGCCUCGUGUGUCCGAAGUAGCUAAAGCUUUAGAUCACAUUGUGUCUCAACUAUAUACACCACAAAGUCCUCCUGCUCAGACCACUCCGGAAAUCCCUGUCAUCUCAUAGCUUCCGUGGGAAAAUUCAGUGUCCUUGUAUAUUCAAAACUGUUCCAGAGGUGUUUGUAUCCUAGCGUAAGCCUGAUUAUCAAGUUUUGUAUCAGAGUCAUGAUGACAGGUUCUCAGUUUUGGAAACAUUAUCUUGAUAGGCAGAACGUAUCCCUCAAAUUCUUUUUUGCAAUGUAAGCUGCAGGAACUAUAGCAACUGGAAUUGCCUCCGACUCUGAAAAUUGAAUAACCCGUAGUCGGCUUCUUUUAAGAGAAGAUCAUUCAGUUCUGUUCUGUUGGUUCUUGGAAUAAUUUUUUUUGUAUCA